Molecule: messenger RNA, 1890 nt
Organism: Dentiscutata erythropus
Lineage: Eukaryota; Fungi; Glomeromycota; Glomeromycetes; Diversisporales; Gigasporaceae
Source: the annotation of a GenBank genome assembly
AUGAUAUACAAAUCCUAUCAUUUUCAACUUUCUCACACAUUUUUGUUAACACUAUUCACGGUGAUCACUCGAACUUUUGCAGCCCCAUACCCAACAUUUCAAUCGAUUAUUCAAGAAAACCAUCAAUUAAAUGAAAGAACUUUAUGUCAUCCUGAUUUCUUCUACAAUGACGAAUGUCAAACGUGUCCAUUCUCACAUUUUCAACAGUUCGGUAAUUGUAUGGGAUUCAAUCCAGUUUGUCCUUUGUUGGUUACAAAACCCGUUAUCGUUAUUGUGGAUGACCAACCCCAACCAGAAAAAUGUGAAGAAGAAAGCGAACAACCUCCAAAGCAACAUGAAGAAAGUAAACAACCUCCGGAACCAUGUGAAGAAGAAAGCGACCAACCUCCAAAACAACAUGAAAUAAGUAAACAACCUCCGGAGCCAUGUGAAGAAGAAAACGAACAACCUCCAAAACAACAUGAAGAAAGUGAACAACCUCCAGAGCCAUGUGAAGAAGAAAGCGAACAACCUCCGGAGCCAUGUGAAGAAGAAAACGAACAACCUCCGGAGCCAUGUGAAGAAGAAAGCGAACAACCUCCGGAGCCAUGUGAAGAAGAAAGCGGACAACCUCCGGAGCCAUGUGAGGAAGAAAGUGAACAACCUCCGGAACCAUGUGAAGAAGAAAGCGAACAACCUCCGGAGCCAUGUGAAGAAGAAAGUGAACAACCUCCGGAACCAUGUGAAGAAGAAAGUGAACAACCUCCGGAGCCAUGCGAAGAAGAAAGCGAACAACCUCCAAAAAAACAUGAAGAAAGCGAAGAAAGUGAACAACCUCCGGAGCCAUGUGAAGAAAGCGAACAAGAAAGUGAACAACCUCCGGAACCAUGUGAAGAAGAGAACGAGCAACCUCCAGAACCAUGUGAAGAAGAGAGCGAGCAACCUCCGGAACCAUAUGAAGAAGAGAGCGAACAACCUCCAGAACCAUAUGAAGAAGAGAGCGAACAACCUCCGGAACCAUAUGAAGAAGAGAGCGAACAACCUCCGAAACCAUAUGAAGAAGAGAGCGAACAUCCUCCGGAACCAUAUGAAGAAGAGAGCGAACAACCUCCGAAACCAUAUGAAAAAAGUGAACAGCCUCCGGAACCAUAUGAAGAAGAGAGCGAAGAACCUCCGGAACCAUGUGAAGAAGAAAGCGAACAACCUCCGGAACCAUAUGAAAAAGAGAGCGAACAACCACCGGAACCAUAUGAAGAAGGCGAACAUCCUCCGGAACCAUAUGAAGAAGAGAGUGAACAUCCUCCGGAACCGUGUGAAGAAGAAAGCGAACAACCUCCGGAACCAUGUGAAGAAGAAAAUGAACAACCUCCGGAACCAUGUGAAGAAAAUAAACAAUCUCCGGAAAAGUUCGAUGAAAAUUUUGAAGCUGAGCAACCUCAGGAAGGUAAGAAAAUUAAACAAUUUCUAAUCUUAACCCCUGCUGAAGUACCGAUACAAACUCUAAAGGAAAUACCAACAUCAGCUCCGAUUGAAACGUUGCCAUCAACGACUUUUCCUGUUCUUACUGAAACUCUAACCGAAAUACAGAUAGAAACACCAACUCUAAGCGAAGCGCCACCGUCAACAACUUGUCCUUUUCCAACCGAAACACAAACAUCGAGCGAAACGCCGCAGCCAACAAUUUAUUCUAUUGAAACACAAAUCCCGAGCGAAUCGUUACCAUCAACGUCACCUACUGAAACUCCUACUGAAAUUCCUACUGAAAUUCCUACUGAAAUUCAAACUGAAGUGCAACCGACACAAAGCCAGAGCGAAGCACCACCAACAUCAUGUCCUGAUUGCGAAGAAAUCGUUUCUUAUACUGAUUCCGGUGAUGAAGUACACAGCUGGGUUAAGUACAUAUGGCAAUAG